Messenger RNA from Ornithorhynchus anatinus (platypus), 622 nucleotides. RefSeq names its product hemoglobin subunit zeta-like. The record is from RefSeq and is a predicted model, not a curated record. Gene Ontology annotation, cellular component: hemoglobin complex; haptoglobin-hemoglobin complex; blood microparticle. Gene Ontology annotation, biological process: hydrogen peroxide catabolic process; oxygen transport. The coding region runs from base 40 to 468 and encodes 142 amino acids. Gene Ontology annotation, molecular function: haptoglobin binding; oxygen binding; organic acid binding. The transcript is spliced from 3 exons. NCBI's taxonomy places the organism in Eukaryota, Metazoa, Chordata, Mammalia, Monotremata, Ornithorhynchidae.
UCCCAGUGAGAAGAACCUGAGCCCGCGAGUCCAGACGCCAUGUCUCUGACCAAAGGCGACAAGACCUCAGUCAUCUCCAUCUGGGGAAAGGCGGCCACCCAGGCUGACGCCAUCGGGGCUGAGUCGCUGGAGAGGCUGUUUGCCAGCUACCCCCAGACCAAGACCUACUUCCCCCACUUCGACCUGAGCCAGGGCUCGGCCCAGCUGCGCACCCACGGGUCCAAGGUCAUCGGUGCCAUCGGGGAGGCCGUGAAGAACAUCGACAAUAUCGGGGGCGCCCUGUCCAAGCUGAGCGAGCUGCACGCCUACAUCCUCCGCGUCGACCCCGUCAAUUUCAAGCUCCUCUCCCACUGCAUCCUGGUGUCCUUGGCCUCUCGCUUCCCGGCCGACUUCACGGCCGAGGCCCACGCCGCCUGGGACAAGUUCCUGUCCAUCGUUUCCUCCAUCCUGACCGAGAAAUACAGAUGAGCGCCCUGCCGCUACGAGGAGGAGAGAGGGGCCGAGUCACCGAUGGGUCCUGGCGCACAGGGGGCUGCCUCCACCUAUUCCUCUGACCUCCAAGCCCCCCGCCCCUGGGAGGUUGUCCUUCUCCAAGAGCCUAAUAAAAGGAUAAUAAAAUCAA